ACAGUGCCCGUCCACGCUUCCGGCGAAGGACGCCUCAGUGCACAAACACACCCCGGAGCGCGAUCCUCGUUCUCCACAGCACUUUCCGAUCACCUCGAGACUGACCUCGUCUCGUCGCCAGUCCUGCGGUUGCACCUAAUUUACACAGAAGUUUUCCAGAACAGAACGACGGGUGGCUGUGGUGUUGGUUUCGCCAGAGAGCGUCAAAGAUAGUUACCAACGGACACUGUGACGACGGAUACGCGCAUUUCCGUGGCGAGAAAGCGGUAAGGAUGAAACCAGCUGACUUAGGGCGGUGAAGGCGGAUACAUCCAACUGGUUUCGCAGCACUAAACGAGGUGCGACUAGGCUGAGACGAUGGCGCCGCCCCCGCGGCGGUACUCGGCGGCGGCGACGGCGGCGCGCAUCGCGGCCGCCUUCGGGCCGGGCAUGGCGUACAUCCUGCUGGUGCGGCUCACCAUCCAGCUGUCCAGGCCCGACAUCACCGACUCGUGGCAGCGGCCGCAGGACGUGCGCGUGCCGCGUGACAGCUACGACGUGGUGGUGGUGGGCGGCGGGUCGGCGGGGGCCACGCUGGCGGCGCGCCUCUCCGAGGUGCAGGGCUGGCGGGUGCUUCUGCUGGAGGCGGGCGGCGACGAACCGCCGCUCGCCGACGUGCCGCUCAUGUUCCCCGCGCUGCAGCUGUCGCCGCUGGACUGGAGGUUCCAGACAGAGCCGUCGGGCGAGUACUGCCUGGCGAUGCGCGGCUCCCGCUGCAACUGGCCGCGCGGCCGCGUGCUGGGCGGCUCCAGCGCGCUCAACGCCAUGCUGUACGUGCGGGGCAACCGGCGCGACUACGACCGCUGGGCGCAGCUGGGCAACCCGGGCUGGAGCUACGACGAGGUGCUGCCGUACUUCAAGAAGACGGAGGGCGUGCGCAUCGCGGCGCUGCGGGACUCGCCCUACCACGGCAGCCGGGGCCCGCUGACGGUGGAGGAGUUCCGCUACCACACGCCCAUGCUGGAGGCGUUCCUGGAGGCGGGCCGCGAGAUGGGCUACGGCGACACGGACGUGAACGGCGCGCGCCAGACCGGCUUCACCAGGGCGCACGGCACGCUGCGCGACGGCCUGCGCUGCUCCCUGGCCAAGGCCUUCCUCAGGUGCCAUAGACACAACUUGGACAUUAGUAUGCAUUCCCAUGUUGUGAAAAUAUUGAUAAACCCAGAAACCAAGGCUGCCUACGGAGUCACGUACAGGAAGAACGGCGCGCUGCGCACGGCGAAGGCGACUCGCGAGGUGGUGGUGAGCGCGGGCGCGCUGCACUCGCCGCAGCUGCUGGCGCUCAGCGGCGUAGCGGACGCCGGCCAGCUGCGCCGCCUGCGCAUCCCGCCGCUGGUGCACGCGCCUGGCGUCGGCCGCAACCUGCAGGACCACGUGUGCCUGGCCGGCACGGUGUUCACGAUGCACCCGCCGGCCGGCCAGUACCCCGUGGGGCCCGCCUUCGUCGUCCCGCGCAUCCUCACGCUGUCCGCCCUCAUCAACUUCGCCGUCAACAACAGCGGCCCCUUCUACGCACUGCCCGAGUGCGAGGCCAUGGCCUUCAUCAGCACCAAGUACUCGAACGCCUCCACCGACUGGCCGGACGUGCAGCUGUUCCUGGCGUCGUACGGCGACAACACCGACGGCGGGCUGUUCGGCAAGCGCGCGGCCGGCCUGCACGACGACGUGUACGCGGCGGUGUUCGAGCCGGUGCUGUACCGCGACAGCUACUCCGUGCUGCCGCUGGUCCUGCGGCCGCGCUCCAGGGGCGCCGUGACGCUGCGCUCCAGGGACCCGCUCCAGCUGCCGCGCGUCGUGCCCAACUACUUCCAGGACCCGCACGACCUCCGCGUCCUCGUGGAGGGAAUGAAGUUCGCGGUGGCGCUGAGCAAGACGAAGGUGAUGCGCCGGCUGGGCGCCAGGGUGAACGAGCGGCCGCUGCCCGGCUGCGAGGGCUCGGGCGCCUUCGGCUCGGACGAGUACUGGGAGUGCGCUGCGCGCCACUACACGCAGACCAUCUACCACCCGGUGGGCACGUGCAAGAUGGGCCCCGCCUCCGACCCGGAGGCCGUCGUCGACCACCGCCUGCGCGUCUACGGCGUCCGGCGGCUGCGCGUCGUCGACGCCUCGAUCAUGCCCUACAUCGUCAGCGGCAACACCAACGCGCCCACCGUCAUGAUCGCCGAGAAGGCCGCCGACAUGAUCAAGGAGGACUGGGGAGAGCUCCACGACGGAGAGUGGUCCCACGAAGAGGAGCGCACCUGGGACGUCGACGGCAGCGUCCAGAGACAGAAGCGGUUCUCCCAGGAGUUUCAGUCCAAGGAUGCACAAGAGACAAACUGGAGCCAACAAGUAGACUCCCAGUGGCCCGUCAAACAGUUCCCGAGUCCGCAAUCUGAAGAAAUGGACGGGAUCCGUCAACUAGACCCUACCUCUUCUUCUAAGGAUCAUCAACCCCCGAUCACUGAAGUGGGCUGGUCGCAUCGUGAUGAAAAUAUUAAAUCUCAGGUUUCUCGUGACAGGAACUGGAGCGAACUGUAUAAGAACAAGGGUGUUUACGGCGACUUCAAAGGGCGCGAUGAUACACAAGUCCAGGAUAGCUAUUCUGAAAAGCAGCAGCACAGCGCAAUUGAACCACCAGGCACUGAUGAGGAAGAUGAGGGCUACAAACUGGAACAGCAAUGGAUCUCCAGCGCCUACCAACCUCUUAAAUUCGAACAGAACAGUAACAAGCACGAAACGGAUAAUGAGUUGACAUCCGAUGUUCUACAGCCAGCAGAAAUUCAUCAGAAAGCUCAAAGACAGGGUGCGAAAGAAAGAAUAUGGCCCUCUUAUACCAUGGGUCCAAAGGUCAUCAAAAGCAAGGAGCAGAGCUUACAAAAGAAGUGGUCUUUGGAUGCAGCAGUGCUUCCAGAAUUAAUGAGAGACCCGAAGCCUGAAAAUAUUGAACAUUUCGUUCCUCCAGACCAGACCAACGUAAAAUCUAUAGUUAAAAGUUCAAAUGCCUUCUCUGGACAAAAUGAGAAGAUUGGAACCACAUGGCUCUCUGAAGAAACACGUAAGCCAGAGAUUGAGAGGAACGAUUUCUACGACGCCAGUCGACAGAAGUCGCCCGGCGAGAAACGUAAGCAACUAGGCGACGUGUCUAAAAGGAAAUGGACUUCUCAGUAUCAGAAGGCUUUGGUCUCCAAACAGAGGAAGGAGGGAGAGAAAACGAAAAACAUGUGGCUGGCAGAAGAAACUCAGAGCACCAUUAUGGGACAAAAGAACUGGAAUCGGCAAACAGCAACCAAACUGUUUUCGGAGGGGUCUGAACAACAAGUUCCCGAAGAUCUUUCGUGGACAGACAGUUUCGUAAAGCCGUACUCUGGUAAUCUUAAGUACUUCGUCUCUGAACGAAAUGGUAAGACCACUACGAUGUGGUUAUCAGAAAAAAUGCAACCAGCUAUCGUUGAAGAAAUGGGAUAGAGAGAUAAAAUGUCAUUAGCCAACUGAAACGCUUCGUCACUACGAUAAAGUUUGGAACAGCAACGAUUGAAAUACAUUGCUUAAUGCGGCAGCACGUGCCUCACUCACUAUAUCGAUUACUUUGUUAUGAGAUUUUUCCGUCAAAGAAACAUUAAAGAACAUUAGGCUUUGGUGAUUAAAGACAAUGAAUAGACUGCACCGAAGUGUAGUUAUAAUGAAAUGAUCAAAAGGAACGAGUGGAGAGAUGGUACUGAAGAUGCACUCGUUCACUGAGGAGUCAAACAGCUUUUUUCUUCGUGGUGUGUUCUUUAGAAUGAAGUGACUAAACAGAAUUGGUAUCAGACUCCAGUUCAAUCGAUACCCAUUGAGUAAACCAUUCAGUAAGCAUCCUGAGAAACCGUUACUGUGGAUCACGUAAUGGUAUAAGCCGCAUUUAAAGAACUUCGCUAGCAGAAAAGUCGACGAAUUUUACUAAUCAAAACUCAAAGUUCAUGACACUGAAAGAAAAAGCAGAAUAACACUGGAGCCUGGGAAACAGUACACCUCAGCUAUAGAGGCAGGACAGCUUUGGAUAAGGAGCCGUGCAAUGAACUCCAACCUCUGUUUUCUUUUGAUAGCGCGGGUAGGUGUUUAUGCACAUACGUACGCUUCGUGGAACUGCAGACCAUCAGUUGAAGGUCAACGGCCCUUAACAGACAAUGAUGAACUUUGUUACUUUGUCGUGAGAACACAGCGAACGGCGUCAAUGCAGCGUGAAAUAGUAUAGUGCAUAUAAUAGUGUUAUUUAAGAAAAGUGCAAAGACGGAUAAAUGGUGUAAUUUAUACAGAGACAGCGUGUCGCCAUAUACUACGAUCCGUGAAACUGUGCUUUGAUAAACAGAUUGUGUACCAAAAGUUCACACGUAUCGUUCCACAAAAUCAAAUGUGUUCCAAAAAACUCGCCGGUGCACUAGAAUGUAUUCCUUCUAGUCUUAUAGGAAACGAGUUAGUGCUUACACGUCACAAGUGAGGUCUGUGCGCGUCCAUCCCCUGCGAGCAGCGAGUUAGCCGUGCCGUUUACCCUGGCACGCCUCGAGAACUGAUACUUGCGGGAAGUUGAGGGUUUCCCUCGCUCCCUGAGACGUACUGCCUGGAUCCGAGAACCAGUGGCGCACACUGUGUCAUACUGUCACCAGUGUGCUGUACUCGAGUGUUCUCGAGAUAGAGACGGUAACUUUGAGUAUUCAUUUACCGCUUCAGCUUGGAGAUCUUCUUUGCUCUGCGAAAUAGGACAAGUGCCCGCAGAGGACAUCAUUCUCACAGAACGAUGUUACGCUAAAGCCUCUCCUAAGAGAAGUGGAAUAUUGGUGCGUUUUCAUGCAACAGAAUAAACGUUAGUGACAAUUCAGAGCUAUAUAAAACAGUACGCGAGAAGUUUUCUACGAACGCCGUUGUCAGUAAUAUACAAACUGUUCUAUUUAUAAUUUCCUAUUUGUUUCAGCAUCUGAAAGUAAUUGUACAAAACGCUUCUUAUUCAAAAUUGUCUGUCUCUUUUGUGAUCACCUUAGCUGUCAGCUUCUUUUAUAAACAAGGAAAAAUCUCCUCUGUUCGAUGCCACUGACUCUUCAUAGCUAUUAACCCGUAGUACGCUUUGGGAAAUUUAAGGCUGAGUGGAUACAUGCUACGCAUUUGAUGCUGUUACAGCCUGUCACUUCGAUAAUCUCAAUACUGGAACUCUGCGCAACACUCACUCGGGUUUUGUAUGUCAUGCUUCAGUUCCAUACAGAUUUAGUUCCUCGGAAACCGUCAAUUAAGCACAUACCUUAGCGCUUGUUCAGCGACACACGAAGAUCACUAAUAACCUUUUACGGCUAACGAUUUCUUCAUUUAACGACUCAAACUUCUAGAACGUGUACUUCCUACUUUCUAUGUAAAAGUUCCGUGGCAGUUUUCUUCUUAGGAACAACAGUCCUUCAUACUUUGUUGGUACUGCAGCUCAGACCUUGACAACAGUACAAAUCCCUUAGAGUACAAACAGAGUGUUGUGGUAAUGCAUCUUUAUUAGUUUCUCUACAAGAUAAUUACGUAAGAAUGUAAACGUUCGACGCCGAUAUUUAAAGAGAAUGUGUUACAUUUCAGUACGCAAAAACUCGACAUAUAAACAGCUAAAUGACUUACGUCACACUUGUAUUUAAAAGCAAUAGCAUUGGUUAGUGAUUUGUCUAAUGAUGUAAAAACUUAUUUCGUUGAUAAAAAGACAUGAUGAUUUUUUAAAUCUCGCUGUGCGAAAAGAUUGUUGUCAAAUAAAGAGUUCGCUUUGUUGUACCUACUUACGAC
Messenger RNA from Schistocerca gregaria, 5802 nucleotides. Its product is annotated as glucose dehydrogenase [FAD, quinone]-like. Gene Ontology annotation, molecular function: flavin adenine dinucleotide binding; oxidoreductase activity, acting on CH-OH group of donors. NCBI's taxonomy places the organism in Eukaryota, Metazoa, Arthropoda, Insecta, Orthoptera, Acrididae. The record is from RefSeq and is a predicted model, not a curated record. The coding region runs from base 358 to 3486 and encodes 1042 amino acids. The transcript is spliced from 9 exons.